This is a messenger RNA of Paramecium tetraurelia, 3300 nucleotides long. RefSeq lists its product as uncharacterized. Lineage: Eukaryota; Ciliophora; Oligohymenophorea; Peniculida; Parameciidae. Gene Ontology annotation, biological process: intracellular signal transduction; cyclic nucleotide biosynthetic process. The record is from RefSeq and is a predicted model, not a curated record. The transcript is spliced from 6 exons.
AUGACAGAGAGAGAUGAAUCUAUGAAAUACUAUCCCUCAAGAGAAUCUGAAAAUGAUGAAUAAAGAAAGCCUAGCUUUGCGAUGAUGAAUAUUGUUAUAAAUUAACCGCAUCCAGUAUAUAUUACAAUGCUAUUUUUUAUGCAAAAAACAUAGAUUUCAAUGCAGUUAGCCAAGGAAAAUUAAAUGACAAAGAAUAAUAACAAGGCCAUUUGCUAACUGAUAAAUAAAAAUCCUUACCAUAUAGAAGAAAUUGAAGCUUAAGAAGGAAAAAUUAGAAAAGUAAGGAGUCCUUCAAGCGUAGGAGAAAUCAAUGAUUAAAAAUCAAAUAAAAGUUAAUCAAGCGCAAGGAGUAUCAAGAGUGGUAAGAGUGGUAAGAGUGCCAAGAGUAGUAGGAGUGCAAAGCCUAUGAGUAAUCAAUAAAUCAGUGAUGAGCCUAAGAAGAAAUAAAUAAGGAAAAUGAACAGCAAAAUUAAAGCGAGAUUUUAGAAAAAAUAAAGUUUAAAAUAAACAUCUGCAAUUUAACAAUUCGUUUCUUAAUUUAUUGAAGGAUGGGCAUUCUCAAUUUUAAUGGCGAUUGUUACACUUUAUGCACUUUUUGGGGAUGAUAUAAGAAUCCUAAGUGUCAACAAAGAUUUAGAUGAUAUCUUCUUUAUUCUCACAAUAAUAAGCAUGUCUUUUUUUACAAUAGAAAUAAUUCUAACCUCAAUAGCAAAUCCAAAUUAUAUUCUAAAUUUUUAUUUUUUUCUUGAUGUAAUAUCAACUGCAACAAUGAUUUUGGAUAUUGGAUGGAUAACAGAUUUAUGGUAUGGAGAUGAAGGAGAUAUCGGUAAUGCUGCAACAAUCAAGGCUUUGGGUAGGGCAUCCAGGGUUGCAAGAAAAGCAGCCAGAGUCAUUAGGAUUAUUCGUCUAGUAAGGCUGGUAAAACUAUAUAAACAUGCCAGACAAUAAUAUGAGAAGGAUUAAUAAAAAAAGAUCCUUUAAGAUAUAUUAAAAUAAAAUAGAUUAAUCAGUGAGGAGAAUUAAAGACAGCAAUAAUAAUAAUAAAAAAUCAAUUCAUAAUCUCAAAAAUAAAUAUAUAUUCAAAGGAAUUAAUCUCUUCCAUCUCCUCCUCCAUCUCGUGCCCAAUAAUAUAAAAAUAUUGAUGAUAAAUAAGAAUAGAGUGAAUUGUAAUAGCAAAUUAAAGAGACUUGCAAGCCAUUUUUAGGUUAAAUUUAAUAAUAAUAACAAUAAUAAUAAUAAUAACAAUAAUAGAAUUCUCAACAAAAUAAUUUAAAUAGUUCGUAAUUGUCUGCUUUAUCUAUUUAAUAAGGAUAACCAUCCGAUCAAAAUGCAUAAGGAAGUAGUAGUAAUGAGUAGAUAAGGUAGAGUCAAUAAUCUCUAUAGCUCAGCGAAAAGGUUCAUGAAAGCAAUGUUGGUUCUCGAUUAUCUGAUUUAGUAAUGAGAAGAGUCAUAACUAUUAUUUUAGCAAUAUUAAUUAGUAUACCAGUAUUAACUUUAGAUACUUAUUAAGAAAUAAUAAACUCUUAUGAUUCUGGUAUUUUUAGAAUUGGUUAGUUUAGAAAUGAUCAAAAACUUGUACAGAUCCUAACAAGGCAAUAUGUUCAAUUUCAUUAGGACGAGAUUUUUCCAAUUUUGGCUGUUUUUGUAUUAAGAAAUGAUGUAACAGACUAAUUCCCAAAAUUAAACGAGACAAAUUUCUAAAUAUUCAAUUAUUCUCAAAACCCUGAUUGGUUUUCUUCGACAAACCAAAAUAUCGAUGAGUACAGAUUCUCUGAUAAACAAUAUUAUGCUGCAGUGGAUAUAAAUAAUAAAUUAAUAACAUGUUCAGUAGGUGAUUUAGUUGACUACAAUCAAACAAAUGCCAUUCUUUCAAUAUUUUAGACAGUAUUUGUAUGCAUAGUUUUGGCCUCUAGUGCCAUUUUGUUUAAUAAAAACGUGAAUGAUUUGGUUAUAGACCCAAUAGAGAAGAUGAUGGAAAAGAUAGAAUAAAUAGCUCAGAAUCCUUUGGAGGCAGUAAACAUAGAGGAGUAGGAGGAUUUGAUAAUGUAGCAAUUGGAAUAGAAUGAGGAUCAUGAGAAGAUAAAGGAGAAGUAUAUAGAGAAGCAAAUGGAAACAUAUAUUCUUUAAAGGUUGAUCAUGAAAGUUGGUGCUUUAUUGGCCGUAGGAUUUGGGGAGGCAGGCUCUGAAAUCAUUGCAGAAAAUAUUAAGAAAGGAGGGAGUGUAGAUCCAAUGCUCCCAGGUAAGAAAAUAAUGGCAAUAUUUGGUUUUUGUGAUAUUAGAAAUUUCACUGAUGCAACAGAAGUCUUAUAGUAAGAUGUAAUGGUAUUUGUGAAUGAAAUUGCUGAGAUUGUGCAUUCAACAGUUGAUCAAUAUGGAGGAUCUGCUAAUAAGAAUAUUGGAGAUGCAUUCCUAUUAGUUUGGAAAUAUUUACCAAUGGAAUAUCAUCCCAACCCACAAAAUCCAUCUAAGUUGAUAGUGAAAACAGAUCAUCAUAUCAAACAAAAAGGAGACAUGGCAGUGUUGGCUUUCUUGAAGAUAAUUACUUCAAUAUCAAUUUCAAAGAAAUUAGAUAGGUACAAGAAGCAUGCUGGUUUGAAUGCAAGAAUGAAAGAUUAUUCAGUGAAGAUGGGAUUUGGAUUACAUAUGGGAUGGGGUAUUGAAGGAGCAAUUGGUUCAUCUUUCAAAAUCGAUGCUUCUUACUUGAGUCCUAAUGUUAAUAUGGCAUCUAGGUUAGAAGCCGCGACUAAAUAGUUUGGUUCUAUAAUAUUAAUAAGUGGGAUCUUAAAACAAUAUUUGACUUAAGAAUGCCAACAAUAAUUAAGAAUGAUUGACAUUGUCACAGUGAAGGGCAGUGUAGAACCAGUGGAAAUUCACACUAUUGAUAUGUCAAUAAAGAAUUUGAUUCAAAAAUCAAAGGAGUUGAAAGACAAGUUUGACACUAGCAAGAUGAAUCAGAAGGAAUAAAAGCAAUUUCGAGUUCUUAGUCGAUUCAAAAGGGAACAAUUACAAAAGGAUGUUUCAAAAGACAAAGUUAAUGUUGCAGCUCAAUUUCUUACUGAUGAAGAACUCCUUUAUGCUAGAGAACCUUUUACAAUAGAAUUCUAUAACACCUGGAAAGAAGGGUUCUAACAUUACAUCAAAGGCACAUGGGACAAGGCUCAAUUAAUAUUUCAAAAAACCUUGAACAUGAUUCCUGAACAUAAGGACGGUCCUUCCAAUACUCUUUUGGAUGUGAUUCAUUCCAACGGUGGAAAGGCUCCACAUGAUUGGAAAGGGUAUAGAGAACUUACAGAAAAAUGA